GCUGCGCCCGCCUACAGCCGGCUCAGCCGACAACUCAGCAGCGGCAUCUCCGAGAUCCAGCACACGCCCGACCACUGGCGCGUGUCCCUGGACGUCAACCACUUCGCCCCCGAGGAGCUGACGGUCAAGACCAAGGAAGGCGUGGUGGAGAUCAGCGGCAAGCAGGAAGAGAGACAGCAUGAGCACGGCUACAUUUCCCGAUGCUUCACUCGGAAAUACACGCUUCCCCCUGGUGUGGACCCCAUCCUGGUGUCUUAUUCCCUGUCCCCUGAGGGCACGCUCACCGUGGAGACCCCGAUGCCCAAGCCAGCCAGCCAGUCAUCAGAGAUCACCAUCCCUGUCACCUUCGAGGCUCGUGCCCAGCUUGGGGGCCCAGGAGCUGGGAAGUCCGAGCAAUUUGGAACCCAGUAAAGGCCUUUGCCCUGCUUCACACCCACAUUAGCUAUCACUGACCAUCCCCACCUGUCAGCCUGUCUGCUCUUUUGAUAGGUUUAUGUUCUGUUUUUCUCAAAUAAAGUUCAAAGCAACUGCCAAAAAAAAAA
This is a messenger RNA of Myotis davidii, 542 nucleotides long. Its product is annotated as heat shock protein beta-1-like. Gene Ontology annotation, biological process: protein refolding; response to heat. NCBI's taxonomy places the organism in Eukaryota, Metazoa, Chordata, Mammalia, Chiroptera, Vespertilionidae. The record is from RefSeq and is a predicted model, not a curated record. Gene Ontology annotation, molecular function: protein folding chaperone.